AAAAAAAAAAAAAAAAAAAAAAAAAAAAGAAGAGAAAAAUAUGUACAAUAUUAAGAAAUAUAUAUAUUAAAAUUUAAUUACCUAGUGUAAUCGAAUAAGUGUAUAAUAAUUUUGCAAUAUUAUAAUAUCGUUAAAGUGUUCCUACAGAUCCAAUAACCAUGACCAAACUUUUCAAAAUACGUCGUUUAUUAUCAUCGGUUUUACACAAAUAUAAUUACAGUACUGCCGCGAAAUCUAUGCCGACAGUGAAAAUAAACAGCACAGAAUUCAUAUCGGAUGAUUAUACAAAUGUUACACCCAAAAUAAUUUCAUAUUUGGGGAGAAACUUGCAUUUACAAAAUGAUAAUCCACUAUCAAUAGUACGUCAAAGAAUAGUGCAGUAUUUUUACAAAUCUUUCACUCACAGAGGGAAACCUACGUUCAGUGUGUAUGAUAAUUUAUCGCCUAUUGUGUCAACUAAACAGAAUUUCGAUGAUCUCUUAAUACCAGUGGACCAUCCUAGCAGGGCUAAGUCUGAUUGCUACUAUAUAAAUAAAGACAUGCUGCUUCGUGCUCACAUGACAGCGCACCAGAGUGAAUUGCUCAGAUCUGGCCUUAACAACUUUCUGAUGAUCGGUGAUGUUUAUAGGAGAGAUGAAAUUGAUUCAACACAUUUUCCUGUUUUCCAUCAAUUAGAUGUGGUGAGAUCUCAACGUAAAGAACAACUAUUUCCAAACCAUCCAGACUUGGACAUAUUUGAACCAACAUUUGAUAAAGAAAGACCACAUUUAUUUACCAACACCAUCACAGACCCAACAAAGCAGAGCUGUCACACUUUGGAAGCAACUAAACUUAUGGAGGCUCAACUUAAAAACCACCUCAUUGGUUUAGUACAAGUACUAUUUGGUGAUGAUAUAAAAUAUAGAUGGGUUGAUGCCUACUUCCCCUUCACACAUCCAUCGUGGGAGCUCGAAAUAUAUUAUGAGAACAAUUGGCUGGAAGUUCUAGGUUGUGGUAUUGUCCGUAAUGAAAUAUUAGCAAAUGCAGGACCAAAUAAUACUAUUGCAUAUGCAUUUGGGUUAGGCUUAGAGAGGCUAGCGAUGGCCUUGUACAAGAUUCCUGAUAUUAGACUCAUGUGGAGCCAAGACUCUGGGUUCUUGACUCAAUUCCAAAAUAAGGAAUUGAAUGCAAAGAUAACAUAUAAACCUGUGUCAGUGUAUCCCCAAUGUACAAAUGAUAUAUCAUUCUGGUUACCAGAAAAUAUCACCAUAGACACUUUUAUGAGCAAUGACUUCUAUGAUUUAGUCCGUGAUAUUGGAGGAGAUAUUAUUGAACAGGUGAAGUUAAAAGACAAAUUCAUCCACCCAAAGACAAAGAAACACAGUCUAUGCUUUUCAAUAGUGUACAGGCAUUUAGAACGAACACUCACUCAAGCAGAAGUCAACAAAAUACAUAAGGAUAUAGAGAAUGCGAUUGUAAGUGCAUUUAAUGUAGUUAUUAGAUAAAUAUUGUUUAUUAUUUAUUAUUGUUGACAUUACAUAAAAAUUAAUUAUCA
This is a messenger RNA of Galleria mellonella (greater wax moth), 1534 nucleotides long. It is a transcript of the gene PheRS-m, whose product is annotated as probable phenylalanine--tRNA ligase, mitochondrial. The record is from RefSeq and is a predicted model, not a curated record. Bases 159 to 1484 code for a protein of 441 amino acids. NCBI's taxonomy places the organism in Eukaryota, Metazoa, Arthropoda, Insecta, Lepidoptera, Pyralidae. Gene Ontology annotation, biological process: phenylalanyl-tRNA aminoacylation. Gene Ontology annotation, cellular component: cytoplasm; mitochondrion. Gene Ontology annotation, molecular function: phenylalanine-tRNA ligase activity; tRNA binding; ATP binding. The transcript is spliced from 3 exons.